AGUCAUUUUGCGAUCCAGAUUUCUGCAGAUCGCCAUAGCACUCGACCAACCACGCACGCGAUAUGGCCGCACCCCCUGGACCCAAUACACCAGGGCCUAGUGCUUCCGGGGAGAAACCUACACAGAAGACGAUGACCAAGGCCGAACGACGCGAACUCCAGGAACGUCAACGCGCCGCGAAACUCGCGCAGAAACAACAACCGCAGGCUGGAGGAGCAGGCGGUGGCGGUGAUAAAGGCAAGGCGAAACAAGCAAAAUCCAACACACCGCAGUCGAAAUCAUCAUCAGGAGGAGGAGGAGGAAGGCAGUGGCAGUGGAGGAGCAGGCCACUCAUCGUCCAAAUCACACGCGGACACGGACGCAUCGGCAUCGAGAUCGCAGACGCUGCGGAUCUUUUCGCAUUUCAGUAUCCCGAAGCAGGGACAUGCAGUCAAAGGGGAUAUCCACCCAUGUAUCGUGCGGCUGGCGUUGCAGUUCUCCGAAUUCAAGAUCUGUGGCGCGAACGCGCGCUGCAUCGCAACCCUGAACGCUUUCAAAACGGUCAUCCAAGACUACACGACGCCCCCGAAUAAUACGCUAUCUCGGCAUCUGAUGACCCACAUUUCCCCACAAAUUACACACCUCGUGUCCGCUCGCCCCAUGUCGGUCACAAUGGGUAAUGCGAUCCGGCAGCUCAAGCUAGAGAUCAGUAGCUCGGAUAUUGAUAUGCCCGAACAAGAUGCCAAAGAUGUGCUCUGCCAAAAGAUCGACGACUAUAUCCGGGACCGCAUCAUCAUUGCAGAUGAGGUCAUUCAAGAUUUCGCGAACAAGAAGAUUAAGGACGGCGAUGUUAUCGUCACCUUUGCCCGAUCAUCUGUGGUGGAAAAAGUGCUACUGAACGCAUGGAAGCAGGGAAAGCGCUUUUCGGUCAUCGUAGUCGAUUCGAGACCACUUUCUGAAGGAAAAGGACUCCUGCGUGCCUUGACAUCGGCAUCGUCGCGACAAUCCUGGACUCUGUCAGACGACUCGCUGGUGCCUCCCCAGCCGCCUAUACCAUGCACCUACGCCCUGUUGACCGCUCUGCCGUCGCUGAUUAUCGAGGCGACGACAGUCAUCCUGGGCGCACAUUCUCUGCAAUCUAAUGGCGCUGUCUACUCUCGGGCGGGGACGGCUCUCGUGGCCAUGAUGGCCAAGCAGCAUAAUGUCCCCGUCCUGGUCUGCUGUGAGACAUACAAGUUCAGCGAGACGGUGAUGCUCGAUGGGUUUGGGAAGAACGAACUGGCGCCUGCGCAUCUCGGGAAAACUUUGCCUCCGACAUCCAAUCUUGAGAUUCUCAAUCCAUUGUACGAUCUCACCCCGCCCUCUUGCAUCACGGCCAUGGUGACGGAGGUGGGGCUGAUCCCGCCGAGCAGCAUCAGUUCUAUCCCAAUGGCUCUUGGACGCACGACCUUGUAAUGUAAUCGCACUGCAUCGCAUCCUUGUCAACUGCUAUCGAACCAAGUAAUAAGUACGAAUUAGCUCGUCUUUCGACUUGGACGCUGUAUUCUGCUCAGCAAGCUUCUCUUUGAUCCAGCCGAACGCGCGGUCCGUGACGUGCUCGACGGGGUGGUCGAAAAGGUAUGGCAAUAUUGGCACCUGAUGCAGAACGUCAGAUAGUUGUCCUUGAACACUGCACGCAUACACUCACAAUAGCCAAUCCUGUCGCCGUCGGGCCCCACGUCUUCAGACGCGGGUUCAGCGACUUGUCAAACACCUUCUUCGCUUGCUUGACGGCGGUGUGGAUCGUGAAUGCCGGGAGUGCC
Messenger RNA from Mycena citricolor, 1781 nucleotides. The record is from the annotation of a GenBank genome assembly. Lineage: Eukaryota; Fungi; Basidiomycota; Agaricomycetes; Agaricales; Mycenaceae.